Molecule: messenger RNA, 4915 nt
Organism: Caenorhabditis angaria
Lineage: Eukaryota; Metazoa; Nematoda; Chromadorea; Rhabditida; Rhabditidae
Source: the annotation of a GenBank genome assembly
AUGAAAGAACGCGUUGAGCUGAAUAAUAAUGGACGGUCAAUUGAGUCACAUUGCAAAUAUUUUGAAAAGAAAAAGGUUUGAGUUUUUGGCUUUUUUUUUUUGGUUAAAUUGGUGGGAGAACAGGCCGCAGAGGGUUGCACAACUUUUCCUAUCAAAAAAUCAACAUAGAUACUUUUGUUAUAGAAAAAUUAAAUUUUGAAUUUACCACCAGAAAAUCUACAUGGUUCUGUUUUCACGGUGCGCUCUUUACGUCGCCUGAACGAAAGACCCGUCGUGAAAUUUGCUGGAGAGGAGAGAAAACGCGCUCUAUUGCAAUACGCUCAUUCUUCGUGGCAGCCCUUUUGUGUGUAUAAACAAUUUCGCCGAUGCCCUCAUUACCUCAUCAUUUUUUUUCGCUUGUUUCCUCUUUGUCUUUGACAUUUUCUACUCUACUCCUUUUUUUACAACUGGGUCUUCCGUAAUGAAAAGCGCGCCGUGAUUUAACAUCAAAUAAUUAUAAUUGUUUCUUUAAAAAUUGCUUUAAAACAUUUUCAAGGCGUCCUAAUUACAAUUCCCAGCUGGGGAAAUCCACCAACACAAAAAACUUACUCAUACUGAAUUGCUUCUUCCAUUUUUCGGUAUCUUCCAAUGGAAUUAUCAUAAUCCUUCUCUCGCUCCCAGAAGUCCCCCCAAAUGCUUCUUUCAGUGGGAGACUCGAUAUGUUGUGUGCAAAAAACAGAGUGAUCUGGAAUCUCCAAUUUUUAUGCUUUAUAAACAGAAGAAAGAUCGACAGAAAGAUAAAAUAAAACAAACUAUCAUUUUGCAAAAUUAUAUCGGUUUUGAGAAAAGUAAGUUAAAGAAGUAUUGUUUUUGCAGAGAAAAAUAUAUUUUUUGAAGGUUUCACCCUCAAAAACAAAAGCCAAACUUUAACAAUUAUGACCAAGGAUCAAAAUAUUGUUUUGGCUUUUCAAUUACCAGAAACUUUGCUACAAUGGGAAACGUGGUUCAAAAAUAUUGGUGGACAAUGUAAGAAUUAUUUUCGAAAACAAAAAAACAUUUUAAUCCAAAAAACCUUUUUCAGGCACUACACAUUAUAUGCAACUGCUAAAAUUCCCGAAUCAAAAAGAAAAUGCGAGUUUUGUGAAUAAAGAAGUGAGGUGUCAUUUACACGUGAGUAAUUUAUGAAUAUUUUUGAUCUUAUUUGAAAGUUGAAGUGAACAAAAGAGAGAAAAAACGAAGAAAACAAAUGGGGGAAAUGUAGAGAAAUGAGGAGAAGUAUGUACUUCCGACCAAAGAAUUUUGCACAUUUUUGGAAGAAAUAAUGAGUUUCGAAAAAUGGAAGGAAAAUUUUUCGGAAAAAACAGACCGAAAUCAUAGGUUUGCCAUUGAGAUGAAUGAAAAAUGACUCAUUUUUUGAAUGUGUCCGAGGAAAAUUGUUAUUUUUUCUUGAGAUUUAGAAAAGCACGAUGAGUGAACAGGAUUAUGAAAUAUGAGUAUUUCAAAAUAUAGAGUGUGUUUAUAUCAUUAAAAAGGGAAUGUGAAAACAUUUCAGGACAAUCGUCUUGCUUUGGUGCACGGCGUGCCUGCAGAAACUCUACUUUAUUGUGAAAUCGCUGCAGCCAAUAUAACAAUUGAUGAACCAAAUUUUUUGGUGACAGUUCGACCUCAUCAUAACAGCGAUGAAGAAUUUGUACUUUGCUGUCCAUCAAUCAAAUAUUUCGCUAAAUAUAAAUCGAUUUGUGAUGAAGGAACGUUGAAUAAAAUGAUGAAAAAAACACAAGAAGGCGUCUGGAUGACAAAUGUAAGGACUGAAAAAGAAAAUUCUUUGCGAUUAUGAUGGUUUUUUUUCAGAUUCGAAGUAAAUUGCGAGCGCAAGAUUCGAUAUCUCAUUUAUCAGAUACUAUUAGUGGUAUUUUCAAUUUGAUGAAUAAUCAACCAUCAACAUCUGCAAAUCCUAGUGAAUUAUUUUCGUCAAGGUGAGUAGCUUGGGAAACUUCGAAAUUGGAAGAAAGAAAAUAUUAUGUAAAAUGGAACAGGACCUAUAGUUUUAAUGAAUUCAUUCUGAGUUUUCCCAAUAAUGUUUUUUUUUCAGACUGAACAUCAACUACUGGAAGUCCAAGAAACCUCGAAACAAUUCUUUAUUCGAACAACCAUUAGUUGACUAUAUGAACAUGACACCUCCGGAAAAUCAAGGUUUUUCAUUAUUCUUAUUUUAUCAUUAGUUUUCACAACCAAAAUUUUCCAGUUAUCCCGGAUGACCCAAAUAACAAAAUACGAAGUACAAGUCUACCUGAAUAUGUCAAUAUCCAAAUUCGUCAACCGUCCAACACAUCAUGUGAGUUUUUUUUAAUUAGCUGAAAAUCGUUUUAUUGAAAAAUUUCAGAUCAUGAAAUAAUCCAAAGGAAAGCGUCUACGAUGACAAGUCCAAAUGAGAGUUCGAGGUUUUCAACGUUGAACAACAAGAGAUUCGCUGAUAAUCGAAAUUCUACGUAUGUUUGAAAAAUUUGGAUAAAAGUCAAUGAUAAAAUUAUAUUUUUUGCAGAAAAGGUCGAUCGAUGAUGGAUUUUUCAUCAUUGUCCUAUGAAGACAACGAGAAUCGCUACGAAAAUUGGAAAAAAGCUAAGAAAUUCAUUUCAGCAUUCAGCCCUAAAUCACAACAAGAUCUGAAUAGGAAUGGAAGAGUUGGAAGUACCAGUAGUAAUAAGAAAAUCAAAAAAUCAUCGAGUACAAGUGCUUUGCAUUAUGAUAACUCAUUAAAUGUAUGUUUGUUUAUUUUGAAAAAAGUGAAAUUUCUAAUUCAGAACAUCGGAGGGUUGGCAGCAAGUUCAAUGAGUGAGUUAGACGAACUUCCACCAAGUUUGAAUGUAGCUGUAUCGAAUCCUAGCACGAUGAUGAUAUUCAGGGAGCAUAAGGUGAUAUUUGAACUUCGAAAAACGCAGAGAUAACUUUGAAAACUAUUUUCAGGAAAGUGAGGAAGCUCCAAAUGGUUUGGUUCGAGUUCGAGAAGAUAACACAUUGAAAGCUCGUGGUGGUGUUAAUAUUGUUCUUGCUAGAAGACUCCAAUCAAGUGUCAAUGGAUCAUAUUCAGUUAGUUCUAAAGAUCAAAAAUUGUGUUAUUUUCCACUAUUUUCAGAAAUACGAUGGUGAACGAAUAACUCAUCAAUAUACCCAGAAUAGUGCAAACAAUGAUUUAUUGAACAGAUUGGGAAGACGAACAGUGACACCUGAAAUUAAAUUUGAUUCUGCUGAAACCACAGACGGUAAGAAAAAUGUGUCUUUCCUUAUGUAUAGAUUGUGUGUUUUUUCCAGCUAUCGAGACUGCAAUUUCGAGAGAAAGAGACAAGUUGAAGCUAAAUGAAAGAAGAGGAUCUUCCAUCUCAUUUCAAAAGGUUGGUAAAAUCAACUAUGUAUUGUCAAAAAUUCUAAACAUGCAAUAUCUCAAAAAAUGACGAAUGUUGAAAAAAAAAUGAAUAAGUCAUGUUUUAAUUAGUGAGAAAGAAUAUGGGUGGUCCAAGAGUUCAAAUUUUGCUGAAUUAUAGUGGAAAAAUCAGAUUUAAUUAAAAAGUCGUUUCUUUUCACAUUUAUAUCCAGAAUCUGUACAAUUUUAUAUGCUCUGGUUAAAUCCAAAAAAGUUCCUUGUCAAACUGCACAUUCCCACGGUGUUUUACAUUUUUGAAAACACCACGAGGUUCUUCAAGAAAUGAUCUGUUUUCUAAAAAAUAUGAUUGUCUCACAAGGAUUAUUACAAUUUAUCGACUGAGAAAGUAUAUCAACAUUUUUUUCAGAAUAUGCAAAUCCAUCUUCCUCUUCCAAGCGAUUUCGAAAGAAAAAUCCUGGUCGCUCCCAGCAACAUCAACAGAGGACCAAGAAACUCAUCCUAUGUUGAAACAGCAAGGUUUGUCGUGUUUGAAAUUCACAAGUGUUUUGUUUUUUUCCGGAAUUCUUGAUUUGGUGUAUUUUGCUUUUCACACACAUAGUUUUUCGUAACUGAUGUUUUUCAUAGCCGCACAAAAAACGAGUCUAGUUUCAUCUUUUCAUCUCUAUUCAUUUAUGUGAAAAGAAUAUUCUAUUAAUAGAAUAUUUUCAUGUAGUUUGCUCAUCACAUUUUCAUAUUUUUCCAGUCAUUUGUCAUCAACCGAAUCAUUAUCAUCAGAUGCUCGCUCAAAAAUAUCAAUCAAAAAACGUAGCAACUCACCACCUCAUCUUAUUGCACCUACAAUUCUUCCACGGCAAGCGAGUCAACGAACUCUGGUUUGUUACUUGUUUUUUUUUCAUAUUUCAUAGUAAAUCAAAUUAUUGUUUUUUUUUCUAGAUGUUUUUUUGCUUAUUUUUUUUUCAUAUUUUCAGCUGCAAAAACAAUCAUCAUCAUCAACUGAUUCAUUAAAUUCACAGAAGACCACUCGAACAAAUUCAUCAGUUAAAUUGCCAGUCAGAUUGGUUACCAAUAAUUCAUCAAGUAAGAAAUGGAUUGAAAAAUAAGAACUUUGUAGCUUUUGGUCUUUAGAGAAAGCACAAACUUCAGAAAAGUCAAAGGCUAUUUUUAAAUUGGAUUAUCCCAUGAACAUUUAUAAUCUCGGAUUAACCAAAAAUUGCAUGUUGUUUUUUUUUAGAAAUGUCAAAUUGUUUGAUCUCAUUUAGUAAGUACAUUUUUGCAGGCAGCGAAGACAGUUCAAGUGGAGCCAAUAAAUCACCAAAUAUUUAUAAUCAACAAAUUGAGCAUCAACUUCAACACAAAUCAUUGAGUCGCACAUCGUCUCGUCGGAUGUCUGAAGUGAGUUCCAAGAAAAAAGUUAAUUAUUUGUUAGUUAUAUCCAUAUUUUCCCAGGGUCAAGGAAGUAAUCUUUCGUCUGAUACAACACCGGCAAGAAAAGGAUAUUUCAAGAAAAACAACAAAAUGCGACGAAGCCAUCGAACACUUAACGAUUCACAGUGUUAA